AUGGCGGGACCUAUUCUUCGUUCUCUCUGGUCCUCUACCAGAAAAUCGUUUUCCUCUUCGCCAUCCCUUUUCACCCCAUAUCAUUUGUUGCCGCCAACCAACACCGGUUCCCGCGCUUUCUCCGCCGCCCUGGCUACCGCCGCUGUCGAACCUAGCAUCGCUCUCAACCCCAGCUGCCUCCGCAACGUCGCCGUGAUUGCUCAUGUUGACCAUGGCAAGACCACCCUCAUGGAUCGACUGCUUCGUCAGUGUGGCGCCGAUAUACCCCACGAGCGCGCCAUGGAUUCCAUCAGUCUGGAGCGCGAGCGCGGUAUCACGAUCGCUUCCAAGGUUACUUCGGUUUCAUGGAAGGAAAAUGAGCUAAAUAUGGUUGAUACACCUGGACACGCAGAUUUUGGUGGUGAAGUUGAACGAGUUGUUGGCAUGGUUGAGGGAGCAGUAUUGGUUGUAGAUGCUGGUGAAGGUCCCCUUGCACAAACAAAAUUUGUUUUGGCAAAAGCCUUAAAGUAUGGGUUGCGGCCUCUUCUUCUUUUGAACAAAGUAGACCGACCUUCAGUCUCUGAGGAGAGGUGUAAUGAAGUUGAGAGUGUGGUGUUUGAUCUUUUUGCCAACCUUGGUGCAACAGAGGAACAAUUAGACUUUCCAGUUCUUUAUGCUUCUGCUAAAGAAGGAUGGGCAUCCACCACCUUUACCAAGGAUCCUCCUGCUGAGACAAAAAAUAUGUCACAGCUUCUUGAUGCCAUUGUAACUCAUGUCCCCCCACCAAAGGCAAACAUUGGUGCGCCUUUUCAAAUGCUGGUUUCAAUGAUGGAACGGGAUUUCUAUCUUGGGCGAAUUUUGACUGGACGUGUUCAUUCUGGGAUUGUUCGUGUAGGUGACAAGGUUCAUGGUCUAUCUAACAAAGAUUCUGGAGUAGAAAAGAUUGAAGAUGGAAAGGUUGUGAAAUUAAUGAAAAAGAAGGGUACAAGCAUGGUUCCAAUUGAUUGUGCUGGAGCUGGUGAUAUUAUUUCGAUGGCUGGGUUGGCGAGUCCGAUAAUAGGCAACACAGUAGCAACUGCGGAGAUUAUGGCUGCAUUACCCACAAUUGAGCUGGAUCCUCCAACAAUUUCCAUGACUUUUGGUGUAAAUGACUCUCCUUUAGCUGGUCGUGAUGGUACUCAUUUGACUGGAGGAAAAAUUGGCAAUCGGCUGGUGUCCGAAGCUGAAACAAACAUUGCCAUAAAUGUGCUACCAGGCUUAUCAGAUUCAUAUGAAGUUCAGGGAAGAGGAGAGCUACAAUUGGGUAUCCUUAUUGAGAAUAUGAGGCGUGAAGGAUUUGAGUUGUCUGUCUCUCCGCCUAAAGUCAUGUAUAAAACUGAAAGUGGUGAGAAACUUGAGCCGAUUGAAGAAGUUACAAUUGAGGUAAAUGAUGAGCAUGUUGGGUUAGUUAUGGAGGCCUUAUCUCAUAGGCGAGCUGAAGUUAUGGACAUGGGUCCCGUCUCUGGAACUGCUGGUCGGACUAGAUUGUCUUUGACUUGUCCAUCAAGGGGCCUGGUUGGUUAUAGAAGUGUGUUCAGCAGUGACACGCGUGGAACUGGCUUCAUGCACCGUGCUUUCCUUAGGUAUGAAAAAUUUCGAGGUCCUCUUGGCAAUGUCAGGAAAGGAGUAUUGGUAUCAAUGGGUUAUGGUACAAUUAGGGCUUAUGCAUUAAUGAGCUUAGAAGCUCGUGGGACUUUAUUUGUAUCCCCGGGAAUGGAGACAUAUGAUGGGAUGAUUAUUGGUGAACACUCACGAGAUACAGAUCUUGAUGUCAAUCCAGUGAGAGCUAAGGAACUUACAAAUAUUCGUGCUGCUGGCAGUGAUGAAAAUAUCAAGCUGUCUCCUCCUCGUCUUAUGACCCUUGAAGAAGCCAUAGGAUAUGUAGCUUCAGAUGAGCUUAUCGAGGUGACUCCAAAGGCUAUACGGUUGAGGAAGAAAUAUCUUGAUGUUAACAAGCGCAAAAGCAUGAGUAAAAAGCCAAAGGAAUGAGUGAGGACUUCGUCCUCGAAACAUUUUUGUAACAGUAAGUGUAUUUUAUUGUCGUUACUCAGUCACUAUCAUUUUUGGGUGAUCCUGUUCUGGCUUAGUUCGAGUAAUUUAUAACACCUAGUACCUAAAGAAUUAUUCUUUGAGCAAAGCAACUCUAUGCUUUCCAUGAAAUAAAAAUGUGGCAAUGGAAGACGUUGCUUACUGUAAUGUGAUGUGAAGAGGAUAAUUUCUUAGUGUGUGUUUGGCAAUACAACUCGGCAGUUGAAUCACAUGGCCAUUACUAGGAAUUAUACAACAAUGCUUUACUCCGUAAUGUUGCUAUUUAUGUGACCAACCAGUGCAAGAUUGUGAUGAUUCA
Messenger RNA from Neltuma alba, 2365 nucleotides. RefSeq names its product GTP-binding protein TypA/BipA homolog. The record is from RefSeq and is a predicted model, not a curated record. Gene Ontology annotation, cellular component: cytosol; ribonucleoprotein complex. Gene Ontology annotation, molecular function: GTPase activity; GTP binding. Bases 1 to 2007 code for a protein of 668 amino acids. NCBI's taxonomy places the organism in Eukaryota, Viridiplantae, Streptophyta, Magnoliopsida, Fabales, Fabaceae. The transcript is spliced from 19 exons.